AUGCACUUCUCCCGCAGCAACCUCAGGGUCGCGCCGUCUAUAUGCUACGGCGACACAGAGAAAUUCCCCGAGUCGGCUCUACGCUGGCUCGGCAUCUGGCUUGACAGCAGACUAUCGUUCCGCGUUCAUGUCGAAAAGUGGGCGGCCAAGGCGCACGCCGUCGCCUAUCACCUAAGGGGCCUCGCCAACACGAUACACUGCCCUCUUCCGAGCGCCGUGCGAAGUGCCGUCAUGGCUUGCGUCGAGCCGACAGCGUCGAAGGAGAGGGCGGUCGGGGCUUUCCUCUCCUGGGUCAAGUCGCUCGACUCGCUCACCUUGGUCGUCUACUCGGACGGCUCUCUGUCCGAGAAAGGGGUUGCAAGCUACGGCUUCACCAUUCACCAGGACAACUUGCCUAUCUUUGACGGAUCGGGUCGCCUUGGACCUGCUGAGGUCUUCGAUGCUGAAGCUAGAGGCGCGUUAGAAGGCCUCAAGGCCGCGCUAAACCUGCGAGAAUCAGCAAAACAAACCAUCUUUAUCUGCCUAGAUAAUCUGGCAGCCGCCACGUGCCUUCAAGGCACACGAUCCGACUCCUCUCAAGACCUCUUUCCUGAGUUCCAGGCUCUGGCGACAUUGCAAGGGUCUAUACUCGUACGCUGGGUGCCAGGACAUACCGAAAGCCCUGGCAACGAACAGGCCGACAAAUUGGCAAAAGCGGCAUCAUCGCUCCCUGAGCCUGAAGGCGCUCAACCGACGCUGGCUUACCCACGAAGAUUCGCGAGACAGAAAUUCGAAAGAAACAUUCGAGGUGUGGUGGCUGCCCGCCGGAGCUAUGGCUCCCGCGAGCAGCUUUGCACCAUCUACUGGCAGCGAGAUCACUUCACGGGGACUUCGCCACAUAUCACGAGAUAUUCGACCAUAACGACACACGCCUGGUCUACUCAUGUGGUCGACGCAAAGCACCAGAUCACAUCUUCUACUGCAGAAAGAUACCGCCGCGUCAUCGGAUGA
Fusarium mangiferae is the source of this 990-nucleotide messenger RNA. RefSeq lists its product as uncharacterized. The coding region runs from base 1 to 990 and encodes 329 amino acids. Gene Ontology annotation, molecular function: nucleic acid binding; RNA-DNA hybrid ribonuclease activity. The record is from RefSeq and is a predicted model, not a curated record. NCBI's taxonomy places the organism in Eukaryota, Fungi, Ascomycota, Sordariomycetes, Hypocreales, Nectriaceae. The transcript is spliced from 3 exons.